UAUUUGUGCGAUAAAACAAUAAAGCAUAAUACUUUUAAUAUGUUAUUUAACAGCUGUGAUUGGACAAUCUUUUUGCAGCGUUGCGAAUGGGAACAGAUACAAUGUGACACCUCUGCGAUGUGUCGGUGUUGACUUAAAUGUACAAAUGAAAUGACUACUCACAUUUUUUAUUUAUAGCCACUGAAUUAAAAAUACAGAGUGAAGAGUUAAAACAAAACAUAAGCAUACAUCCUAAGAUCCAAAGCACUUUAACAUUAGCUGAAAACUAUUGCGCUCCUCUGCAAUAUUCUGCCACCUGCUGUUGAAAUGUGCAGGAAUGGUUACCGAGGCAACCAAACACACUAACGAAAAAGGUGUUGCUGUAAUGACUUGUGAUCCUUGUUUGGUUGACUACAUAUUUUAAGGUCAAGUAUAAAAUCUGUACAUUAUUUAACAAACGGCUUCAUGCAAUUAAGUUAUUCAACAUUACAAAAACACAGACAAAAUGCAGAAGAAAGAAAGUUAUACAAAUUUGGAACGACAUGAGGAGAGCAUCAGUGAUGAUGUGAAUCCCUUCAGAUGCCCGCUACACUACAACAAUCUUUUCCAGAUGAUGAACAAAGAAAGAAGUCAGAAGAAGCUGGAACACCAGAGAAAGAUGGCUUUACCCAUCCAUGAGAAAGUGACGCAUACACGCCGAAUGACACAAAGCAGACUGAUGGAGGAGGUGAAAGAGAGAGAAAGUAACACAGAUGUCUCAAGAACUCCUCAACAAGGAAACCCGUCACGGAGGAUCUAUAUGCUUAAAGACCUUAAUAUUGAUAAAGGAAGCAUGAAGGAAUACAUCAUGAAGAAACGUGAGCUGUUCUUAAUGGAAUAUUCUCUGACUGUAAAGAGAGGAGAGAUUCAGCUACUGGAGCAAAAGGCUAUUGAGGAAGAAAGAAAAUUGACAAGAGCUGAGAAGUUUCUGGAAGAAAACACCAUCUUGUUUGAAGACUUUCUCAAAGAAAAUGAUAAGAACUCAGUGGAGGCUAUCAACAUUGCUGAGCAGGAGACGAAAGUGAAGCUGGAGAAAAUAGCUGAAAUCAAGAAGUUCACCUCCAAAAUAGUGGCGGUCAAGAGUGAUAUCGCAAAGUAUGAGGACAUGUUAAAUGAGUAUAAAAAGUAUGAAGAGUUUCUACUGAUGCUCUCACAGUCAGAGAGAUGCAAGAGCACAAGCUCUGGUGACAUGCAAGCAAUGAGUGAUGGGAAACAUACAGAAAAAAUCAAAAAGAUGUCAACGCCUUCACACAGAUCUGGAGGAAGCCGAGUGAUUCGUGAGCUUUCAUCCUCUCGGGAGACUUCAUCUAGAAACAAGUCAAGCCGGCUGAGCAUUAAAACACCUGCACUUGAGACUGACAGCUCAGAUGGUGAGAAGGAGCCAGAGCUGUUCUUCACGGAUCCUCAGGAGCUGCUUAACGUGAUGGCGGAGCUGGAAGAGCAGACCCUGUCUCUCAUCCAGAACACAAGAGACACUGAAGAGUCUCUGGAGGACUUCAAGCAGACCGCUGAGCUCACCCAAAAAAAGAUAGAGUCUGAAUCCAAACAGCUAAAAGAGCAGACUGAUGUCAUGAUGGACACCAUUCAGCAGGAAACAGAGAAAACAGCACAGCUGGAACAGAGAUGCCAACUUUUCGGCUUUGGCAAGAACAAACCAGAUGACCAGGACAACACUCUUGAGCUAUUGAGUGGUAAAGUUGAGGAGGUGUUUCGCUGCUGCGUGGGGGAAACGUCAGCCAAUCUGAGCAUUCUGCAGAUGCUGACCACCAUCGAGGGAAAACUGGUGGAGCUCCUGGAAAACGCAGAAAUGAUUCCGCGAGAAUGCAUGAGUAUAGCUGAACGCGCCCAAGAGAAAGAGAGGAGAAUCAGACUGCGUGAUGAGAAGAUACGCUUGCAGAUGAUGCACCAGGAGGAAAGGCAGAGAAAAGCCAUGGAAAGAUCUAAGGCCGAUAAAACCAACAUCAAGAAAAUCAAAUAAGAGUCUGAGACGUACCAGACGUUUCCUGAUCACGCGACUGCUUGCUUUAGAUUCUUUGGACCAAGUGCGAGGAUGGUCUAUUUAG
Triplophysa dalaica is the source of this 2081-nucleotide messenger RNA. RefSeq names its product cilia and flagella associated protein 100 (gene cfap100). The transcript has 13 exons. Bases 485 to 1996 code for a protein of 503 amino acids. NCBI's taxonomy places the organism in Eukaryota, Metazoa, Chordata, Actinopteri, Cypriniformes, Nemacheilidae. The record is from RefSeq and is a predicted model, not a curated record.